Molecule: messenger RNA, 1561 nt
Organism: Sardina pilchardus (European sardine)
Lineage: Eukaryota; Metazoa; Chordata; Actinopteri; Clupeiformes; Clupeidae
Gene: tmem147
Product: transmembrane protein 147
Exons: 8
Coding region: 182-859 (225 amino acids)
Source: RefSeq, a predicted model, not a curated record
CACUUCCGCCUCGAGAUCAGCUAGUUAGCUACCCCGGCAUUAGCUAUCCUCCAUUUAUCCCAUUUAUCCUGUCUUGCCCAGUCUAUACAUAAGUGUUCGAGGAAUUUCAUCGCCUUCAAUCCAUUGCUGGAUCUGGUAGAAGACAACAGUAUUGAAAUUAAUUUGCACAAGGUGGAGGACCAUGACGCUUUUUCACUUUGGAAACUGUUUUGCUUUGGCAUACUUCCCUUAUUUCAUCACGUACAAAUGCAGUGGGCUGUCUGAAUACAAUGCUUUUUGGAGAUGUGUCCAAGCAGGAGCAACCUACCUAUUUGUACAGCUUUGCAAAAUGCUGUUCCUGGCUACUUUUUUCCCUACAUGGGAAGGAGGGGCUGGUGUCUAUGACUUUGUUGGGGAGUUCAUGAAGGCCACUGUUGAUCUAGCUGACCUGCUAGGCCUCCAUCUUGUCAUGUCAAGGAAUGCUGGGAAGGGCGAGUACAAGAUCAUGGUAGCAGCCAUGGGCUGGGCCACUGCUGAGCUAGUAAUGUCAAGGUGUAUUCCAUUGUGGGUGGGAGCACGAGGAAUUGAAUUUGAUUGGAAAUACAUCCAAAUGAGCUUUGACUCUAACAUAAGUUUGGUGCACUAUAUUGCUAUGGCAGCGGUUGUGUGGAUGUUUACCCGGUACGAUUUGCCCAAGAGCUUCCGUCUUCCUGUGACAGUGCUACUGGGACUCUGUGUAUAUAAGGCCUUCCUCAUGGAAUUGUUUGUCCACAUGUUUCUGCUGGGCAGCUGGAUGGCGCUGCUGGUGAAAGCAGUACUGACUGGAGCCAUCUCCCUCUGUUCCCUCCUCCUCUUCAUCACUCUGGUUCAUAGCAACUGAGCCGCUGGGGGACGCUGCGUAGCUCCAGGCAUGCUGAAUUUACCAGGAGUCGUUUCAGCUGUGUGACAGCUACAACUUUUUGUUGAAGUCUGAGGAUGGGAGAUGAGAUUAUGAAAAUAUUUAUGACAAAUGACAUUAAAUAACAAAUUUAACAGUGAUGUCACCACUUGGCUUGAUGCUGUAGUCAUGUUUUGAAAGGACAACGAACGAGAUGUUGGCUGGGACAUUUCAGACCUUUCAUUCAUCUGGAGUGAACUAGAUUGUGUGUGUGUGUGUGUGUGCUAUGUUUCUUUUGGCAUUAUAUUUUGGACACAUUCUCAGUGACAAAAAAAAAAAAAAGACUGGGGAGGAGCUGUUUGUUUCCCAUGUGUUACAUUUGUUGCAUUGCGUUGACUUUGUACAGCGUUCUUGUCCAGUUCUCCCAGUCUUGUCCAAGGCGAUCUACAGUAUAUUCAGUGUUUCACAGACAUCAUGCAUUCCUUAAGAAGUGAGCUGAUCUCACUGGGGGGCACGCAUUCUUAACUCGCCUGAUUGAGCACCUCUGUGAGCUUACCGAGGCAGCUGCACAUCUGCACAUCUCGUCAGACCUUUGUGCCGUGCAAGUUAAAUGGCUUUGAGAUUGGCAAGAUUUUUUUUACUCUUAAUGUGACUGUCACGUAACCAGCCUUGAAUAUGUUUAAUAAAUUUACCUUUUUGAAACAA